AUGGAACCUCAGCUUUGCACUGAUAGCGGUGCCAUCCUCGGUGCUGCCUCUUCCUUCUCCAGGACCGGUGAUAUUGCCUCCCCUAUGCUAAACCCCAGAAGCGAUUUCGUUAACUCCAAUCUCGCCCUUGGCUUCUCCCAAGUCUCCGCAGUUAGUACUACCGAUGAGAAGAAGAAGAACGCUAGCCCAGCAUUGGUCAGUCAUGACAUCUCUUCAAUCAGACCCAGUAAUAGCCUCAAAUUGCAGCAUUUCGACACCAAAACGGGACCUGACGUGGAAUCCAUGUCUAGCCAUAUAUUUUUCUCUCAGAGUCUUCAUAUCAAUCCCUCGGAUAAGGUUUUUGUUACCUAUUAUUUGAUUUAUUAG
Molecule: messenger RNA, 366 nt
Organism: Protopolystoma xenopodis
Lineage: Eukaryota; Metazoa; Platyhelminthes; Monogenea; Polystomatidea; Polystomatidae
Source: the annotation of a GenBank genome assembly